This is a messenger RNA of Daldinia vernicosa, 3846 nucleotides long. RefSeq lists its product as uncharacterized. NCBI's taxonomy places the organism in Eukaryota, Fungi, Ascomycota, Sordariomycetes, Xylariales, Hypoxylaceae. Gene Ontology annotation, biological process: ubiquitin-dependent endocytosis. The record is from RefSeq and is a predicted model, not a curated record. The coding region runs from base 675 to 3404 and encodes 909 amino acids. Gene Ontology annotation, molecular function: ubiquitin protein ligase binding; protein-macromolecule adaptor activity. The transcript has 2 exons. Gene Ontology annotation, cellular component: cytoplasm; cytosol.
UCAGAUACUACUUUCUUAUUACCUACCUACCAGCCUACAUACCUCUUACACGCAUUAGGCGGGGACACAACGUGCGUAUGGUUCGCAGCACAUCCUGGACUUUCCAACCCAAGGUGUUUCCUUCUAAGCGGCUAUUUACUUUUUCGUCUCUACUCUAUUCAGCAGCCCGGCCAGCCAUCUAGCCCUGUCUAUCUACCUUAUUUAUUGCCUGUCACUUAUUGCCUAUCACUUACAGUUGGGUCUCCCGCCCCCAAUGUUAAUCAUGACUUGGUUAUGAUUCACCUUGUUGUAGGUUCUACCCUCCUUCCCCUUCUCUAAUACAACAUCAUCGUACUGCUCUUUUCAGCCUACUUUAUCCUCCCUUUAUUUUAGAUUUUUUUUUUCUUAGCCUUGUGGCCUACUUUUCCUGGCCACGCUUAACCUACGAUGCCUCUCAACAUCUAAUUUCUAUCAUCACACGCGCUCCUGCUUAGCACAAGUUGUCGCCGCAUGAUUCGGAGCUAUCCCGUUCGUCCGCGUCGUGCAAUCCCCGCUGGCCUGGUAUGCGCCUUGCUAAGCAUAUCUUGAGCACGCAUCCGACUUAAACAAGUAGACGACGGGAGAAGCGUUCGCUCCCCCUUGUGCAUUCUUGGCGGCCAAAUAUUUUUUAGUUCUCUAUUCCUAACAGCAUCAUCAUGGCAGACGUAAGCGGCCCAGAUCGCCCGGAACAAUACGCAUACCCCGUAGCUGGGAACGUCUACUAUAGGCCGAGGUCUUCAGAACGGAGACACCGCCCAACUCCGAGCCUACCCACCCCGCACAUCCGACCACGCCAGCGUCGACCUCAGUCUAUCCAUAUCGUAUCCUAUCCCGCCGGCUAUACACCUCCCGACUUAAGACCGCCCCCUUUUAUCAAGUCCAAGUCGUCUAAAUUUAGGAAGGAUAAGAGUAAUAGAGCGGAAGCCAAGAAAGAAGACCCAUCAUCGGGAUAUAAAAGCCCACCACGGCGGGUAAUCGAGAGGGUGUUAGGACCUUUAAAGCUCCACUUCUCUCACUACGCGGCUGUGGACAAUCCUACUUCUCCUACUUCUCUUACUGCGCCUACUGCGCCUAGCGCCUCCGGCAAUUCGAGACCAGCCCCGAGACCGUGCACACCUAAUAAUCUUCGUGUACGACCGCAAUCCAUGUUUGUGUUUCCUUCUUCCACCACGGCACCUUCAAUGUUAGGAACUUCUGUCAUGACGGCCCCCACUCAGUGGCCAACGCUGGCGGCACCCUCGCACGCUUCGCAUCGAAAUAGUAUAAUAUCGGUGCGUUCAGCUAAAAGCAUAAUGAGCUCGGUAACCGAAGUCCCAAAACCGGUGGCGAGCGGAAGCGGAAUUUCGUGUUCUAUAAUCCUAGCCGAGCCAAAUGUUUUUCUUACCGGGUUCGAACACGACGGCCAGCCUCGGAAUGAUGCAGCCAACUCCACGGCACUAUUGAGGGGUAAACUGCAGCUGAACGUAUCCAAGAACGUGAAGAUAAAGUCGAUAACCCUUAAGCUUCACGGCAGAGCCAGGACGGAAUGGCCAGAGGGUAUCCCGCCGAUGAAGGUUGAUCAGUUCGAGGAAGAAUCGCUUAGGACUCAAGUGCUAGCAUUCUUCCAUGCCGCGCAUGAGACGGGGGAGACCGAGUUUGGGAACCAGUGUACGUAUUCGAUUCGGGGGAACGCCGAGUGCGCUGCCGGUCGCCGGGGUGCAUCUCCUUCCCAGUCGACAAUCUCUUUAGCCUUGAAGAAUAGGCCUAUUGGUCACCUAACAGCCCGUGAUUACAAGCGAUUAUCGCUUCAGUCUGUGCAGUCUCGUAGCUUCGGUAAGGGCGACACGCCCAAUCCAAAUAUCGUGCAGCAGAAGACAUACAAAGUAUUCUAUCCUGGCACCUACGAGUACUCUUUCGAAUUGCCCAUCGACCACCAUCAGCUCGAGACUACGAAACUCCAAUUUGGGUCGGUUAAAUGGGAAUUAGAGGCCAUCGUAGAGCGAGCCGGUGCCUUCAAACCCAAUCUCCAUGGCGCCAAGGAAGUUUGCAUCGUGCGCGUUCCGGAUCAGCUAUCUCUCGAAAUGAUAGAACCCAUCUCCAUCAGCAGGCAGUGGGAAGAUCAGCUACACUACGACAUAAUGAUAUCGGGGAAAUCAUUUCCUAUCGGUACCAAAAUCCCUAUUGCCUUCAAACUGACGCCGUUGGCCAAGGUGCAGGUUCACAAGCUGAAAGUGUUUGUGACCGAAUCCGUCGAGUACUGGACAAAUGAUCGACGGGUCACUCGGAAGGAUCCGGGACGGAAGAUAUUACUGCUGGAGAAGUCGGCGGGGAAGCCUCUGGACAAGCAGUUCGAGGCGUCAGAUGUGAGGGUCCUGAGCGGCGGCGAGUUGACCCCGGAUCAGAGACACGAGGCGCGCAUCGCGGCCCAACGGCGGCGGAGUAUGGAAGCGUCGAGGGCGCAUAUGGCACCCGAGCCGUUGCCCGAUCCCACGGACAACUUGCUGGGCGAUCUAGAUUUAGGGUUGGAGGCUUAUUGGGGAUCGACGGAGAUCGAGAUGAACGUCCAGAUUCCAACCUGCUCGCAGAUGGCCAAAGACAAGAGCUUACGGUUGCAUCCCGACUGCAGUUGGAAGAAUGUUAACGUAUACCACUGGAUUAAGAUUGUCAUGCGCAUCUCUCGCCUCGAUCCCGAUGAUCCAGCAGGCAAGCGGCGUCGGCAUUUCGAGAUUAGCAUCGACUCGCCUUUUACCGUCCUUAACUGCCGUGCCACACAAGCCAACACCGCUCUGCCCGAGUAUUCGGGCGCCGACCAGCCCAUGUAUCGCCAGCAGGCGAGCUGUGGUUGUCCCGACGCCGAGAUACUCGCCACGAGCCCUAGUCCUGCGUCUAGCACAGGUACAAUACCCUCCGUCGAAGCCGGUGUUAGCGUUGCCGGUGUCGAUUCUCCCGGAAUUGUACCGCCCCCAGCCGCCCAUGUGCAGCAGCAUCCAGCAGCCAGCUCGCAGCCCGUGCAGAGACAGUCUCAUAUGCCUUGGGCGCCGCGGCCUAUGCAUCUCCUAAGGUGUCCGAGCUUUAAUCCUCCGGCUUUCGACGAAGACGAGCCGCCGCCACCCAUGCCUACGCCGCCGCCGCAAUACGACGUCGUCGUCGGAACACCCAGCGUAGACGGUCUAGCCGACUAUUUUACGAGGUUGGCGAGUUACGACGACGGCGACGGCGAUUCAGAUAGUGCGGACGAAGCAGUCGUCACGCCUAGCAGACUCACAGAGCGGAGCGGACGGGUUAACGUACCUCAUCCGAGAACGCCGGGUGGGAGGAUGGUCCCGAGCAGGAGCCUGGAAAUUCAACGGCCGGCAAUACCUAUGACGCUGAACAUGGCUGGGGGUUUGUUAGAGCGUAGAGGUUAAUGGGGCCCCGCCGAUCGUCCUUGCUAGGAUAACACGCAAGGCCGUACGCCGCUCAGUGUUUAUAAACGAGCUUACGGUUUUCGAAUUUGACCUACGAUUACUAUCAUCGGUAUUGGAGUACUGGAUUGAUACCCUAACAAGGCAAAUUGGGAAAAGUUUCAUUUGAAUUCUCGCUAGAGGCUUUCCGGGAUAUUCAUUCUCAACGGGGAGGAUAUAGAUAUGUUGAUAGAAUGCAUUACCAGCGGAAGAAUGAGGUUGUAUGACGCACAUAAUUAUUGGUGGCACGAGAUGGCGUUCGGGUUGCAUUGUCGGCAGAGGCAUCACUAUUCCUAGACUCCUGCUUAUCUCACAUGGAUUGGGCUUGGUGGGUUGCAUGACGGUAUAUAUCGGUAUGAGGUGGUGGUAGUGGUAGUAUUAAAAAAUACCUAGCUGCCUGUCCUGA